UCCCUCUCCAUGUCUCUCCUCCCCUCUCACCUCUCCCCCUUCUCCUCCUCUCACUCCCCCUCGCCCAAACACUCCCUCUCCGCCUUCCAUUCCCAACUCAAGUUCAACAUCCCCUCUCAAAUCUCCUCUCUCUCCCUCUCCCUCUUCUCCCCCCACUCCAAACCCUCUUCCAGGCUCUGCACUCCUUCCAAGAUCUCCAACUUCCUCCUCCUCUCCCCCUCCUCCUUCCUCCGCCGCCGCCACUCCGACCCGGCAGCCGGAGCAACCGCCCGCCGCUGCUCCCUCGUCUGGUUCCGCGCCGACCUCCGCCUCCACGACCACGAGGCCCUGUCCGCCGCCAACGCCGACUCCCUCUCCCUCCUCCCCGUCUUCCUCUUCGAUCCCCGUGACUUCGGCCGCUCCCCCACUGGCUUCGACCGCACCGGCCCCUACCGCGCCCGCUUCAUUAUCGACUCCGUCGCCGAGCUCCGCCGGGGGCUGCGCCGCCGCGGCUCCGACCUCGUUGUGCGGAUCGGCCGACCCGAGGUGGUGCUGCCGGAGCUCGCGCGUGCGGCCGGCGCUGAUGCCGUCUACGCUCACCGGGAGGUGUCCCACGACGAGGCGCGCGUGGAGGAGAGGAUCGCCAAGGCGAUGGAAGCCGAAGGGGUCGAAGUGAAGUACUUCUGGGGGAGCACGCUGUACCACAUCGACGAUUUGCCGUUUGAGCUGGAGAACAUGCCGACCAACUAUGGAGGGUUUAGGGAGAAGGUAAAGGGCGUCACCGUAAGGAAGGCAAUUGAUACACCGGAGGAGGUUAAGGGGCUGCCGUUGAGGGGGGAUAUCGAGCCAGGGGAGAUACCAAGCUUGCAAGAUCUCGGGCUCAAUCCGCCACCGACCAUGUCGCAGGAUGGCAAACCUGUUAUGAGUGCCUCCCUUGUGGGUGGUGAGAACGAAGCACUGGAGAGGUUGAAGAAGUUUGCUGCCGAAUGUUGUGCCCAACCAAAUAAAGGAAACAGGGAUAACACUAGGAAUAGCAUAUAUGGUGCUAAUUUCUCAUGCAAAAUCUCACCAUGGCUAGCCAUGGGUUGUCUUUCACCUCGCUUCAUGUUGGCGAGGCUCAAGAAAACUGCAACUAGGACCAUUUCUGCUGCUGUAUCUCAGACGAAUGGUGUGGAUUCAACAGAUGGUGGGAUGAACUGGUUGAUGUUUGAGCUAUUGUGGAGGGAUUUCUUCAGGUUCAUCACCAAGAAGUACAGCUCCACAAAGAAGGCAGAGGCUGUGCCAGCCUCAGCUUGUACCGGUGCUCUGGUUUAGGUCUGUUUGCCUCGGUUGAGUCAGGAGCUUAAAUGCAAGCUUGGCCUGUGAAAUUUGAGGUACUUGCUAAGUGAUUCGAGUUCCUGACGCAAAUUUCUUCUAAUUUCAUGUAAUUGUCAUAGCAUGUCUUUUAUUUCUCAUACAUCAAUUUUGGACUUCCAGCAGAUGCACAAAUGUUUAUGCCUUUCACAAUAAGCAGCUAAUUUAAUUGAUUUACUCAGAGAGUA
Messenger RNA from Musa acuminata subsp. malaccensis (wild Malaysian banana), 1520 nucleotides. RefSeq names its product blue-light photoreceptor PHR2. NCBI's taxonomy places the organism in Eukaryota, Viridiplantae, Streptophyta, Magnoliopsida, Zingiberales, Musaceae. Gene Ontology annotation, molecular function: deoxyribodipyrimidine photo-lyase activity; DNA binding; FAD binding. The record is from RefSeq and is a predicted model, not a curated record. Gene Ontology annotation, biological process: photoreactive repair.